Messenger RNA from Pseudogymnoascus destructans, 3243 nucleotides. RefSeq lists its product as uncharacterized. The coding region runs from base 1078 to 2895 and encodes 605 amino acids. Gene Ontology annotation, biological process: cellular response to iron ion starvation; reductive iron assimilation. The record is from RefSeq and is a predicted model, not a curated record. The transcript has 5 exons. NCBI's taxonomy places the organism in Eukaryota, Fungi, Ascomycota, Leotiomycetes, Thelebolales, Thelebolaceae. Gene Ontology annotation, molecular function: copper ion binding; ferroxidase activity. Gene Ontology annotation, cellular component: high-affinity iron permease complex.
CUCGAGCGAAGAUCUUAGCGAACUGACGGUCGCCUGCAUCGAAAAGGGAAAAGCGGCGUUGGACAGCACAGGGAUUAUAAUCAGAUCCGCUGAUAAUACAUACGGCCCCUUGUUGAUCUUCUCUGAAUGAAACGAAUCCUGUCCCCACUGGCCCCGCACAUCAUUUGCCGCGGCCUGUCAUCGCCGAUGAUAAGCGUGCUAAGCUAAAGGCUUCUCUUCAUGUGUGACCGGAGGUUCCGGAUUGUAUUGGACGUUAAAUAAAUGGUUUGACUAGCCAUUAGGAUGGACGUUUUUUCCGAGUUUGCUUUGAACCUGCUCUUGAGCUCGAGUCUGGUUCCGCAUCCUGCAUCGUCCUUUCUCCGCCACAGCGCUUUUCGUUAGCUCAAAAGUGUGCCAUAGCACGCGGGAUGGCAUUUUCACAGUGUGGCUUUGGCAUCGGGCCCAUGUGGCAGUAAGACACACUUGACCGCAAAGUGCAGUUCGUCCGUAAGCCGUCUUAGCAAAUGGUCGGACAUAGAAAAACCAACAACUCUAACUCAUGCUGGCCGCUAUUGGCUUUCAUUCCUACCACGCAUGUUUUCUGAAUGGUGGCGUCUCCGCAAUCGCUGGCCCACAGCCGCCAUAACCUCGUAUCCCACUUUAACCAUAUCCAAUGUAGUACCAUGUCAGCUCGGAUGGGAAAUAAGUCACCUGGCCUAUAGCAUUCCUCACAAAAAAAUGGUGGCGUGCGCUAAAAGAAGGCUUCGCAUUGCUUGCCGAGCUUCCAAUAUACUGUACUUAUCUAGGCAGGUGUUUUCAAUAAUUCUUGGCUCCAUUUUUCAAAACCAUACACUCACAAGUCCACCCGCUAUGACGCCUAGUUGUGAGCCAUCUCCCUCGGUUUUUGCAACACAAAAUAAGGAGAAUUGCACUGCAACACCUUGAGAAAUCGUCAUUUUGCAGCCAUAUCGCCAAAGCCUCUUCCCUCCCCCCCACCCAAGGCUAUCACCGUGCUGAAAACGAUUUCUUCGUUGGAGCAGAUGCCAUCUUAACGGAUACACAGCAUUAAAAUUACUGAGAGAAAUCUUGAACAGAAAGAUGAUUUCUUCGUGGCGUCAAUUAUCUGCUUUACCAGCGUUGCUCGUUGCGUUGCCACCUCUAGUUCAAGCAGCAACUGUUACCUAUGACUUCAACAUCACUUGGGUCACUGCAAAUCCCGAUGGCCAAUUUGACAGACCAACAAUUGGCAUCAAUGGGGCUUGGCCGUUGCCAAUCAUCACGGCCAAUGUCAAUGAUACUAUCAUUGUCAACGUUGAGAAUCAACUAGGAAACCAGACGACCACACUUCACUUCCACGGAUUGUAUAUGAAUGGCACUACGCAUAUGGAUGGCCCUAUGCAGGUUUCCCAAUGUGGCAUUCCUGAUGGCCACAAGUUUACUUACAACUUUACUAUUACUCAACCAGGGACUUACUGGUACCACUCACAUGCGAAAGGCCAAUACCCCGAUGGUCUCCGCGCACCACUCAUAAUACACGAUCCAGAGUCGCCAUACAAGGACGAAUACGACGAGGAGUAUGUACUGUCAGUAUCAGAUUGGUACCACGACCAGAUGCAAGACUUAAUUCCCGUCUUCAUGAACCGUGCCAACCCAACGGGCGCCGAGCCGGUACCAGACUCUGCGCUCUUCAAUGAUACCCAAGAUCUGAAAGUGAAGAUCACUCCAGGAAAGACGUACUUGUUUCGUGUGGUUAACAUAGGUGCUUUUGCUGGGCAGUACAUAUGGUUCGAGGGGCACAAUAUGACCAUUGUUGAGGUCGAUGGAGUCUACACUGAGAAAGCGGAGGCCGAGCUGAUUUAUCUCUCCGCCGCGCAACGCUGUAGCUUCCUCAUUACUACAAAAAAUGAGACUUCUACUAACUAUGCAUUUGUUGGAAGCAUGGACACAUCUCUUUUCGAUGCCUUUUCGCCGGACUUGGACUAUAAUGUUACCGGGUGGCUUACUUACGAUGAGAAAGCUGCGUUCCUCCCAGCUGUCCUCCUCGACGACUUUGAUAAUGAAUAUGACGACUUCACUCUGGUUCCAUACGACAAGCAGGAACUAUACACAAACCCCAACCAAUCCAUAGCUCUGGAGGUUGUCAUGGACAAUCUCGACGAUGGCGCCAACUAUGCAUUCUUCAACAACAUCACGUACACCUCACCCAAGGUACCAACCCUAUACACCGUCCUGUCCUCCGGCGAGCACGCCACCAACCCCGCCAUCUACGGCGAAUACUCCCACCCCUUCGUCCUCGCCAAAGACGAAGUCAUCGAAAUAAUCAUCAACAACAACGACCCCGGCAAACACCCCUUCCAUCUCCACGGCCACGCAUUUCAGGCCGUCUGGCGUACCAAUGAGGAAGCGGGAUACUUUAACACGACUGAGAACCCCACUGCCGAAUCUGAGCUCCCAGCCACCCCGGUUCGCAGGGAUACCUUUGUAGUGCGUCCGAAUGGGAAUAUUGUGCUUCGCUUUAAGGCUGAUAAUCCCGGAGUCUGGCUUUUCCAUUGUCAUAUUGAGUGGCACGUUGACUCUGGCCUUAUUGCGACGAUGAUAGAGGCUCCUGCUGAAAUGCAGAAGUCCCUCACUAUCCCUGCUGAUCACCUCAGGGUCUGUGAUGCUUCGAAGACCCCUAUCAAGGGCAAUGCAGCUGGGAAAAUCGUGGAUUUGCUCGACCUCUCGGGUCAGAACCAGCCCCCCAAUCCCCUUCCUGAAGGAUUCACCGCUAAGGGCAUAGUAGCCAUGACCUUCUCCGUGCUUGCUGCUAUACUCGGCAUCUCUGUGAUCUCCUGGUACGGCCUGGCUGAUAUGGGCGCUGCAGAAAUGGAAAAUGAGAGGAGGCGGACCGCAGGUGUUGGGGGUGGUGUGAAAUAAUGUAAUACUUUGGAAGUUGGGUAUUUUGAAGGGGUGGCGGAUAAUCUACUGCACUGACGGGAAUGAAACUGCGUGCUAAAUAAUAUACCAAAUAUAGUCUCCUUGAACAAAAUAUAAUACGGGCCUGGUGGAGCGUCAGCGUAGAGAUACACUUGUAAAUAACGCUCAACUUUGUCAGAAGAGCUGGGACGCUGGUAUGUGGGGAUGCGGCGUGAUCGAGACAGAAGGCUCCAUGGGAUCAUACAGCAACAGCAAAGGGUGCGAUCUGAAUUUAUCUUCCUGUUUUGAUAAAGGGCCCUUUUUCGGAGUAUACCAGCGAGUUAUAAGGUUUGACACUACGUAUCUAGG